AUGCUUCAUGACCAGACGAAAUGCCAAACGCAUAAUAACAGUUCGUGGUUUCGUGAAUCUUUACGAACGUCAUCCGAGCCAGUUCACUUCUAUGAUUACGAGCGACAACUAAAACCACCAAAAUCCUUGAGCAAUUUUAAAUCACUUUCAUCAGUCCUUGGAAAAAACCGAAUAUGUCCAAAUGAAUUUCUAUCGAAUCCAUAG
Messenger RNA from Brugia pahangi, 204 nucleotides. The record is from the annotation of a GenBank genome assembly. Lineage: Eukaryota; Metazoa; Nematoda; Chromadorea; Rhabditida; Onchocercidae.